Megalopta genalis is the source of this 3538-nucleotide messenger RNA. RefSeq names its product frizzled class receptor (gene fz). NCBI's taxonomy places the organism in Eukaryota, Metazoa, Arthropoda, Insecta, Hymenoptera, Halictidae. Gene Ontology annotation, biological process: non-canonical Wnt signaling pathway; canonical Wnt signaling pathway. The record is from RefSeq and is a predicted model, not a curated record. Gene Ontology annotation, molecular function: Wnt-protein binding; Wnt receptor activity. Gene Ontology annotation, cellular component: plasma membrane.
AACACUCUUGGAAAAUUCGGUUAGGAUUACAAAAGACCCCAGAGUGUCUCAGCAGGAUCCGUAGUGCCGUCGAUCCAACCCAGGGGGCGACGAUGACGCUCCUGAUCGCAACCAGGUUUCCAUUCUAACGUAACCCAUGCACCGUGUUCUGUUUACAGUCUUACUGCGGUCGCGUCCAUCAUCGUCGCUAGGUACGCUCGUUUCCCCGCUCCCUCGGUUCAAGAUUAUUAUGUUCCGCACGAUUGUUUGGUGAUGUACGAAGGCGUGGUGCGUCCGCGUGUUUUCGAAGGCUGGCUUUCGCGCGACGAUUGAUCUCGGUAGUGGCCGUCGGCCGGCAGUGAUCAACCAUGAUUCUGUGGUACACAACGAUCUGCGGGCUUUCGGUGGCCGUGCUCGGUGUCAAUGCUCUGCACGCGAAGGAUCCGUUGGCACACCACGGUAGAUGCGAGCCGAUCACGAUCGAUCUAUGCAUGAACAUACCGUACAACGAGACGAUCAUGCCGAACCUGAUGAAUCACCAGAAGCAAGAGGAUGCCGGCCAGGAGGUGCACCAGUUCGCGCCCCUGGUCAAGAUGAAGUGCAGCCCUGACCUUCGGUUCUUCCUGUGCACCGUGUACGCGCCCGUGUGCACCAUUAUCGACAGAGCCAUACCCCCGUGCAGAUCGUUGUGCGAGAGUGCUCGUGCGGGAUGCGAGCGUCUGAUGAACAGCUUCGAUUUCGACUGGCCGGACAAUCUCGACUGCUCGAAACUGCCCGAAAACGGCGGGCCGGAGUUAUGCGUCGGGCACAACGAGACCACGCCGCCGGAGCCGUCGGCUCCGGUCUAUCCGCCGCCGCGAAUGCCUGUCCCGGAAUUCCAGCCGUCCUGGACCGGAGGACCCAGACCGUUCGGCAGCGGUUUUAUGGUCGGCGCCAGAGAUUUCGGCUUCGUUUGUCCCCUGCAGUUCAAAGUGCCGCACGAGCUCGGAUAUUCGUUGAAGGUCGGCGACAAGGUAGAACUUAAUUGCGGCGCGCCUUGCGACGGAAUGUUCUUCUCUGAAAGGGAACGACGAUUUUCGAGGGCCUGGGUCGGCAGCUGGGCGUCCGUCUGCGCUGCUUCCUGUUUCUUCACCUUUUUGACGUUUCUCAUCGACACUGAUAGGUUCAGGUAUCCGGAAAGACCAAUUAUCUUCUUAUCAGUUUGCUACCUUAUGGUAGCACUGGUAUAUGUAAUUGGUUGGGCAGCUGGUAACUCGAUCGCAUGCAGAGAACCUUUCCCACCUCUUUUAGAGACAAUGCAAAUGGCAUCAACGAUAACGCAAGGUACCAAGCAUAAAUUGUGCACGGUACUAUUUAUGGUGCUUUACUUCUUUGGGAUGGCAUCCAGCAUAUGGUGGGUCAUCUUAACUUUGACAUGGUUCCUAGCUGCUGGUCUGAAAUGGGGCCAUGAAGCAAUAGAAGCAAAUUCACAAUAUUUUCAUUUAGCUGCUUGGGCAGCACCGGCGAUAAAAACAGUUACCAUUCUUGCAAUGGGGAAGGUAGAAGGAGAUAUACUAUCUGGUGUAUGCUACGUAGGACUUUGGAAUGUGGAAGCUUUACGCGGAUUCGUUUUGGCACCAUUAUGUGUCUAUCUUAUCCUUGGAACUGCCUUCUUAUUAGCCGGAUUUGUUUCUUUGUUCCGUAUCCGUACGGUAAUGAAACACGAUGGCACAAAGACUGACAAAUUAGAAAAAUUAAUGAUUCGUAUCGGCAUAUUUUCUGUACUAUACAUAGUUCCUGCGUUGAUUGUCAUAGCUUGUUUAUUUUACGAGCAAGCGUACUUCGAUCAAUGGAUGUUAACAUGGAAUAUGGAGAUGUGUUCUAGACCCGGGCCACAAUCUCUGUACUCUAUACCAUGCCCCGUUGGCGAGCGUACCCGUGAUGUUGGGAGGCGACCAGAGUUUGAAGUUUUUAUGAUAAAAUAUCUAAUGGCUAUGAUCGUCGGUAUAACUAGCAGCUUCUGGGUAUGGUCGAGUAAAACAUUGACUAGCUGGCGACAGUUUUUCAAUCAUAUAAAGGGUCGUCGUGCGGAAGCGUAUGUGUAAAGACUCAUAAUUCCAUUACAACAAAGCUUGUAAAGUUUUGUUCUCCUCAAUCAUCACAUCUGUCCAUUGAUAUCACUUUUGGAUGAUAAUCAACCAAACUAAUUCAUAAUGAUAUCCAUUUCAUCGCAGUUGAUAAUAUUUAAACGAUUUAUGUGCUAAGUUUGACUUAUUGAAAGCAAAUCUAAAUGAGAAAAUAUGAUCUUUUUUUAUAUUUUAUCGAUGCAUGAUUAAUAACAAUGAGAUUAUAGGUAGGUGCCGUGCCAAAAUACUCCAUUUGUUUUUUUUCUUUCUUCUUCUAUUGAGACGGUUGUAUGUUUCUUUAAGCUACUUGCGAACUUUUCCAUUGUAUUUUUCUAGAAGUUUGAUAAGGACACUGUAUAAAAUGUUAAAACUAAUCGUUGAUGAUUAGUUUCAAAGUAUUAUUAGACAAAGUUUGCAUUAUAUUUUAGGUAAUGUAUACUUCCUUCGUAACUUCGCAGAAUUCAUGUCUAAUAUUAUAUUGUUUACGUUAAGUUAAAAAUGCUCAAACUGUUUGCAAACGAAGUGUUCAAAGUUUAUAAGUGUAGUUUUCUACUAUGCACAAAGCAAAUGGUUGAUACUGCCUAUCAUGUCUUCAAACCUUCCAAUUUAGGUUUGAUCGAUAAGAUCAUGAACAAUUACGCUUACUAAUCUCUCGAAUGUGUUUUAUAAUUCUACGAAACUGUGUUUAGAGAUAUUUUUUGUACUAUUUACUAAGAUUCGAUCAAACGUCCGAAGCUUUUUACUUGUCUAAUUAUUAAACAAGAAUUUUUGUAUACUUAUUCGUUUCUAACAAAUUUUUCGAAACCUUAUCUUUAUAAGCUACAACCGAGGCAACCAGGUCUUUGAAAAGUGUAAAAUUAAUUCUUAAGACAUACUCUAUAUUAGAUUAACUAAAUUGUAUAUACUUAUAUGCAUUACUUUUAGUAUGUACUAUAAUAUAUUUUUAAAAAGUUAUGUACAUAUAUAUGUCUGCCAAGGAAUUGGCGUUUUUGUAUGUUUCCUAUACGUAAUCAAAAUACUCGUAUGGCCCGUUAAAGCAGGUACACAAUCGAGAUUAUUCGGUAACGACUCGCAAACCGGGUGUAAUUAUUGUUCCAACAUAACUGAUCAAUUCGUCCAUUGAAACUGUCGAGCUUUUGUGUAUGUAAUGUAUUUACGGCAAUCAAUUUAAAAAAAAUAACUUUAAAAGUGCUGUAAUUAAAAUGGCCGUAUAUACAACACUGUAGUUGCGCAAACUAUCAUACAUGAAAUAUACGUGACGUUGUGUAAAGUAAUUACAUAUAACUAUUAUAUUCUUUAUAUAAUAAACCGGAAUAUAUACAUAAAAACAUUUCAGACAUAGUAUAUUUAUUUAAUGAAUUUAUGUUCGUUUACAGAUGUGUAAUUACGUUCGAUUAAAAAUGCAUGUAUAUAGUAUGACUAUUAUAGAAGGUAAUAAUAACUAUUGUGAUGAA